Perognathus longimembris pacificus (Pacific pocket mouse) is the source of this 2181-nucleotide messenger RNA. RefSeq names its product megakaryocyte and platelet inhibitory receptor G6b (gene Mpig6b). Gene Ontology annotation, cellular component: plasma membrane. Gene Ontology annotation, biological process: blood coagulation; platelet formation; integrin-mediated signaling pathway. The record is from RefSeq and is a predicted model, not a curated record. NCBI's taxonomy places the organism in Eukaryota, Metazoa, Chordata, Mammalia, Rodentia, Heteromyidae. The transcript has 6 exons. The coding region runs from base 303 to 1145 and encodes 280 amino acids.
AAAUUGAACUCAAGCAGCUGAUCUCCAGAAUUUGUGGUGCCCACAGCCACUUCCACACUGGAGGAGUUAAGUAAGGCCAAAGUGCUUGUGCAAAUGGCCUGAGUACUAGUUUGCAAGGGACGCUGUUUGAAGGCUGUGGCUUUCGCUUGUGAGGAUUUCCAGGGGGAUGGAACUGGUGGCCAUGCCCCUGCUCUUAUCUGAGCCCCCAGUCCUGGGAACUCCCCCCACCACACACACACACCCGAGUUUCCCUCCGGUUUCCUCAGCUGAUUCACUCUCCCUUUCCCCACCACCUCCUUGUCAUGGCCUUGGCUCUGCGGCUGUUGCCUCUGCUGUUAUGGAAGGCCAAUGGAGACCCACUGGGCCCCCUGCAAGGCCACCCAGGGGACCGAGUGAAUCUCUCCUGCAUGGGGGUCUCACACCCCACACGCUGGGCUUGGGCACCUAGCUUCCCGGCCUGCACAGGUCUGUCCAAAGGUCGCCGCCCCAUCCUGUGGAACUCCUCCAGUGGGACCCCGACCGUGCCCACUCUGCAGCAUUUUGCUGGCCGCCUCCGCCCCCUGGGCCCUAGUAUUCAGCGGCUGGAACUGCUCUUGAGUGCUGGGGACUCGGGCACCUUUUACUGCAAGGGUCGCCAAGAGAAUGAGAGCCGGACAGUGCUGCAUGUCUUGGGGGACAGGGCCUAUUGCAAGGCCCUGGGACCUACCCACGGGUCUGUGUAUCCCCAGGUUCUGAUGUCGCUGCUGGGCGCAGGGCUGGCAUUGGGACUGGGAGCGCUGGGCGUGGCCUGGUGGCAGCGCAGAGCCUGCAAGUUGCAGAAUUGUCGUUGGCGCCGCCUGCGGCCAAAGAGAACCCGCGCAACAGGACUGGUGACUCUCAAAGACUCAUCCUCCCUUACAGGCGUGGCCCCCGGCACCCGCUUGGACCACUCUCCACAUCUGCGCUGUCCCUCCCACACAGCUCUGUACGUGAAUGUUGAGCCCCAGAGGUCCAUACAGGAGGACGCACCCAAGAUUCCAGGGAACCCGGAGCAGGAACCGAGCCUACACUAUGCCAAUCUGGACCAAAUGGCCCUCAGAAGGCCCCGACGGCUGUCUGAAGUGGUCUCUGCGGAUGCUCCCACCGUCUAUGCUGUUGUAGUUUGAAGGGAAGGCCUGGGUCUGAGUUUUCCAAGCUGGAGUCUCCCAGCUCUCCACAACCCCCAUUUCCCUCUUGGAUUGUCACCUAGAAGAAGGCACUAUGGAACAGAAACAAUCUAGGCGUAUGGAACCUAGGAGACCUGGGUUCCCCACUGUCUUUACCACAGAUCUUGUUCUUCAGUUAGUCCUAUCUCUUCUAAAAUUUCUAGGUCUCUCUCACCACAGAUGUCCUCCCUAAACCUGAUGGAGCUCUACCCAUAUUGCCAUCUUAAGACAUCAAUAACCCCAGAUAGUUGGCCCCUCUUUAGAUCAAGCUUGUUGAAUGAGGGGCAUACACCUGCCUCUUUACUCACACUGCUGAAACUGCUCAUUUACUCUCCACAGGAGUGCCAGUGAUGUCCUAAUUAACAUUGUUUUGUGUGUUUUUUCUGGUUGUUGUUUUUGCAUUCACUUGGCUUUUGAUUACUCCCCCCACCCCCCAUUUUGAGACAGGACCUUGCUAUGUAGUCCAUACUAGCCCUAAAUUCACUAUGAAGCCCAGGGUAGCCUCCAAAUCUUGAUCCCCUUGUCUCUGCCUCCUGAGUGCUGGGAUUACAGUCAUGUGACACCAUUUCCUGUUGACUACUACUUUCAUUAUCUUGUUACCAGUAUCUUCCUUCUGCACUCCUUGUCCUUACUCCCUGUCCCAAUUCUAUUCCCAGCCAAUCUACAUUUGUUCCUUUCUUUCUCCCUCUUACUCCUCUUCUGGAGUUAAUGCCUCUUCUGAAGUUCUUAUUCCCAACCAAUACUUAGCCAGAACUCUCUCCAGUCCAUCUGGACUGGACAGUGCAUCUGUCAUCUGUCAGAUCUAGGACAUCUUGUCCAAAUGGCUUUAGGCCUUUUGCACAUGGCAGGUCAAACUAACUCAGAGUCAUUACCCAAGACACUUGCUCUCCAUUCUCUCUUGAUCAAACCCAUUGCCCAAGUCAGAAACUAGGACUCAUGCAGGCCUCCAUCUGUCAUUACAAACAGUGAGCCAUCAAGUUUUGUCAUUGUAUCCUUU